GCCCUGGGCAGGGUGGCAGCUGCUAUAAGCAGUGGCCCCAGACGCCUGCAGAACAACUGGGAUAUACAGUCUGAGAGGGAGCUGUGGUUAAAGUGGCACGGAGGGCCCCACCUCUCCGCAGGCUAGACUCAUUCAGGUGGAGGUGGCCGUGCGUGACUCGCUGGCAUGCUACUGAAAAUCUCAUACAAGCAGUGAAGGAGAAUUAAAAUUUUACCAACCAAAAAAAAAAAAUGGCAAAACACACCAACCUCAUUUACUUCACCAGAAAAUCUCUUGCUAAAGAACACAAAGCUGACAGAAGGAAUGAGGAAGAUAAAGAAGGAUUGGAGCCAAGAAGUGACUUGGAAGCGGGUAAACAGCUGCCAUUUAUUUAUGGAGAUGUUCCUCCAGAAAUGGUAUCAGAGCCCUUGGAAGAACUGGACCCAUACUACUGGAAUAAAAAUACUUUCUUAGUAUUGAAUGAAAGGAAAACUAUCUUCAGAUUCAGUGCCACUCCAGCCUUACACAUUUUAACUCCUUUCAAUUUGAUUAGAAGACUAUCUAUUAAGGUUCUAGUAAACUUCCUAUUCAACAUAUUUAUCAUGGGCACUUUUAUGAUCAACUGUUUAUUUUUGACAAUGCGUACAUCUCCAAGCUGGGCAAAGAUUCUAAAGUUACCUUUCAUUGGACUAUAUACCUUUGAAAUACUUAUACAAAUCUUGGCAAGAGGCUUCAUUGUAGGACCUUUCACAUUCCUCAAUGAUCCCUGGAGCUUGUUUGAUAUCCCUAUUCUCGCAGUGGCGUAUUUGAGCAUAUUUGUAAGCAUGGUCAAUGAUUCAGCUCUUGGAAUUUUCUCUAUAUUGAGAAUAGUGAAAGCUGUUUCUCUAAAUAUAGGCCCAAGAUCUAUUGUAGGGACAUUGACUCGGUCAGUGAAGUUGUUUUCUCAGACAGUGAUUCUGAUUAUAUUUUGCCUGAGUGUCUUUGCUGUCAUGGGCAUGCAACUAUUUAUGGGCAAACUGAAGCAGAAAUGUCUGCGAUGGCCUCAGAGAGAGGGAAAUCUCACUGAGAUACCAUGGGACAAUGAAGAUUAUUAUUAUUAUUUGGAAGGACAAAAGGAUGCUCUUCUUUGUGGCAACAGCACAUAUACAGGUGAGUGUCCAGAGGGAUACAUGUGUGUGAAAGCUGGCAUGAAUCCUGAUCACGACUACACAAGUUUUGAUAAUUUUAGUUGGGCUAUGUUGACCCUAUUUAGAUUAAUGACCUUGGACUAUUGGGAAAACCUUUACCAACAGAUCCUACGUGCUUCUGGGAAGACAUAUGUGCUAUUUUUUGUUGGCAUAAUUUUAUUCUGCUCCUUUUAUCUGAUGACUUUGAUCUUAGCUGUGGUCAUCAUGUCUUAUGAAAAACAGAAUCGAAUAACUAUUGAAGAAGCUAAGAAAAGAGAGAUAAAAUACCAGGCACUGUUAUAUCGGCAGAAAAGAGAAGAAAAAAAAGCUCAGGCAAUGGUAGCAGAAGGAAUAGCUGAAGAUGAAAGAGUUGUUGAUCAAAAUAUAGGACUUUCAGAAAAUUAUUCUGAAACAUCCCAAUGUAGCUCAAAAAAUGAUAAUGGGAGAAUGGACCAAAGGAAGAAAAACAAUCAGGAGGACCAGCCUGAUAGAGAAGAAAAAGAAAUUGAUCUAAAAUUGCAUAGAUUUGAAACAGAAGAGUACAUCAGAAGAAAGCUUUGCCAUCAUGGAAUUAAAAAGCAGAGACUAACAAAUAAGAGCAAGUUACCUUCUCCCCAGCAGGAAAGGACUGCAAGGACAGACCAGAAGGAAGGAGAAAUAAAUUCUUGCUGUGUUUCUGUGGAUAUAUUGGAUGAUCCAACUAUCAGGCAAAGAGCAAUGAGAAGAGCCAAUGUGUUAAACAUGAUGGAAAGACGUGAUGAGUCCAGACCUACAUGUCCAAACCGGUGGCACAGAUUUGGUAACACAGAUAUGAUCUGGAAUUGCUCCCCACCUUGGUUAAAAUGCAAACAUUUCAUCAAUACCAUCGUUAUGGAUCCAUUUUUCAAAUUGGCCAUUGCCAUCUGUGUCAUUAUUAACAUAUUUUUUAUGGCCAUGGAUCACUACCCAAUGACUGAGAAAUUCUACAAUAUGCUCUCUGUGGGAAACCUGGUCUUUACUGGGAUCUACACAGCAGAAAUGUUUUUGAAGAUAAUUGCUGUACAUCCAUGUAAUUAUUUUCAAAUAGGCUGGAACAUAUUGGAUAGCUUUAUUGUUUUACUUGCUUUAGCAGAACUAUGUAUAGCAAAGAUUUUUGCUUUGUCAUUUCUCAAAUCAUUUAGACUGCUCCGGGUUUUCAAAUUGGCAAAAUACUGGCCAAUGUGUGAAAGGCUGAUAAAGAUCAUUGCUUACUCUGUGGAGGCCCUUCAAGGCUUGUUAUUGGUAUUGUUCAUCACCUUGUUCAUUUUUGCGGUGGUCGGCAUGCAGCAGUUUGGUGACAGCUGCCAAGAAUAUUUCUGCAACUCUGGUGGUGACUGUCCAUUUCCACGAUGGCACAUGCACGACUUCCUCCAUGCCUUUUUGAUGAUGUUCCGAGUGCUUUGUGGUGAAUGGAUAGAGCCUAUGUGGGACUGCAUGGAUACAGGAAGCCAAAGCAAAUGUCUUGUCUUUUUUGUAAUGACGGUUAUUAUUGGGAAACUGCUGUUAUUGAUCCUGUUUGUGGCUUUUCUGAGCUCAUUUAGUUCAGAGAACUUUGCAGCAAUCCAAGUGAGCCCUGAAUCUAAUAAUCUCCAGCUUGCAAUGGCAAGGAUUCAGAAAGGAAUACAUUAUGUGAGACGAACUUUACUUGACCUGAUUGCAAAAAGGUUUUCUAAGAAGCAGAUGAUUUCAAAUGAUAUCAAAGAAGAGAAAAAUCUAAAUAUGGAGAAUGUCACAUCCCACCACACAGUUAAUGAUGUGAACAAAAAUUUCCAGAAUUAUAAAGAUAGAAUCCAUAGCACUGGAAUCAGCUUGGAGAAAUAUGUCAGGAACAAAAGUGAUUCUCCUUCACUUAUUCCCAAUCCUAGUUUCUCAGGACGAGCACCAAUUGCUUAUGGAAAAUCUGAUUUUGAAAAUGGCUAUACCAAAGAAUUUAAGAAUGAAUUGGACACUGAAAACAGCAAAGAGAACCUCAAACAAACUAGUUCCUCAGAAGAUAGCAUGGCUCCCAUCCUUGCCUCUGGGGAAGGAGAACAAGCAGUGGAUAAACCUCUGAAAUCAGAUGAACCAGGAGCCUGUUUUACAUAUGGUUGUAUAAGAAGGUUCCCUUACUGUGAAGCCAAUGUGAAAUCUAGGAAAGGAAAGAUUUGGUGGAACCUAAGGAAAACCUGCUAUAGGACGGUAAAACACGCGUGCUUUGAGAUUUCCAUAGUUCUCAUCAUCUUUCUCAGCUGUGUUGCUUUGAUCUUUGAAGAUAUAUACAUUGAAAAGAGAAAGACUAUCAAAAUUAUUCUAGAAUAUGGCGACAUGAUCUUCACUUAUAUCUUCAUUUUAGAGAUGCUUCUAAAAUGGAUGGCAUAUGGAUAUAAAACAUAUUUCAGUAAUGUCUGGUGCUGGCUGGAAUUCUUGGUUGUUAAUGUCUCUUUGGUUAGUUUGGUAGCCAGUUAUCUAGGAUACUCAGAACUUGCUGCUCUGAAAUCUUUUCGGAUGCUAAGAAUUUUAUCUGUAUAUGAAGAAGUAAGGGUGGUUUUGUAUAUUUUUUUAAAAGCAUUUCCAUCCAUCUUAAAAGCAUUUGUGGUCUGCCUUAUGUGUUGGCUAUUUUUUAGCCUAAUGGGAAUUAACUUGUUUGCUGGCAAGUUCUUCGAAUGUGUUAAUACCACAACUGGUGAAAGACUUUCUAGGACUAUUGUUGCCAAUUUUUCUCAAUGUAACAUGCUUAUCCAAAGUGGUGGAAAUGUGCAGUGGAAGAAUGGAAAAGCAAAUUUUGACAAUGUUGGAAAAGGUUACCUUUCUCUCUUUCAAUUAGCCACCUUUCAAGGAUGGUUGGAUAUCAUGAAUGCAGCUGUUGAUGCAGUUGAUGUAGAAAGUCAGCCUCAGUAUGAGAACAAUUUCUACAUAUAUCUUUACUUUGUCACCUUUAUUAUCUUUGGAUUAUUCUUCCCCUUGGUCUUCUUCAUUAGUGUUGUCAUUAAUCAUUUCAAACAACAAAUAAAGAUAAGUAUUGGCGGCAUAGGUAUUUUCAUGACAGAGAAUCAGAAGAAAUACUACAGUUUGAUGAAAAAAUUGGGGUGUAAGAAACCCCAAAAUCCAAUACCUCGGCCACGGAACAAAUUCCAGGGAUAUGUAUUUGACUUAGUCACCAAAGAUGCUUUUGAGAUCAUCAUUAUAGUAUUCAUCUGUCUUAACAUGGUGACCAUGAUGGUGGAAACAGAUACCCAAAGUGCCUAUACAAGCAACAUCUUGUACCAGAUCAACCUGGUGUUCAUUGGUCUCUUUGCGGGAGAAUGUGUACUGAAACUCAUCGGCCUCCGCCAAUACUACUUUACCAUAGGCUGGAACAUCUUUGAUUUUGUGGUAGUCCAUCUCUCCAUUAUGGUUGUACUACAACCUCAUUUGACAGACAGAUAUCUCCUGACUUAUGCCCAAGUGCAGGUGAUCCGUCUCAUCAGAUGCGGACGACUUCUGAAUUUCAUUAAAGGAGCAAAGGGCAUAGGUUUACUAGUCUAUGCUCUGAUGCUGUCCCUUCCCGCUUUGUUGAAUAUUGUGCUUUUGCUCUUGCUAGUCAUGUUUAUCUAUGCUAUCAUUGGAAUGUCCCACUUUGCCUAUGUUAAAAAGGAUGCUGGAAUUAACGACAUGUUCAACUUUGAAACCUUUAGCAAUAGCAUGCUUUGCCUCUUCCAAAUUACCACGUUUGCUGGUUGGGAUGGUCUGCUAGAACCAAUUCUUAUCACAGGACCACCAGACUGUGACCCUGAAAAAGUGCACCCAGGAAGUUCUGUGAAAGGAGAUUGUGGAAAUCCCUCUUUGGGGAUUUUAUAUUUUGUGAGUUAUAUCAUUAUAUCCUUUAUUGUUCUUGUAAACAUGUUCACUGUUGUUAUCCUGGAGUUUUGCAGUGUUGUGACUAAAGAAAAUGCUCAGCCACUAAGUGAGGAAGCUUUUAACAAUUUUUAUGAGGUUUGGAGGGAAUUUGAUCCCAGUGCCACUCAUUUCAUAGGCUACAGUCAGCUCUCUGAGUUUGCUGCUUCAUUGGAUCCACCUCUUCUUAUAGCAAAGCCAAACAAAGUCCAGCUCGUAGCCAUGGAUCUGCCCAUAGUCAGAGGUGAUCGAGUUUUCUAUAUUGAUGUCUUAAUUGCUUUUACAAAGUACAUUGUAGGAGAAAGUGAAGCAUUUGACUGCAUCCAUUUACCGAUGCGCAAGCAGUUUCUGUCAUCAUGUCUUUUUCAAAUUACCUAUGAACCAGUUACAACUACUCUAAAACGAAAACAAGAGGAGGUAUCAGCUCUUGUUAUUCAGCGUGCUUUUCGACGUUUCUACUUAAGGCAAAAUGUAUUAGGUACAUAUAAUAUCAAAGGUGAAGAUAGGGAGAAGUUGACUGUUAAAGAAGACAUAGUAUUUGAUAAAGUUCAUGAGAACUCACCUCUAGAGAAAGUAGGUGAUUUGAGCCCUUCUCCCACUUCCAUACUUUUGGAUAGUAGAAUAGAGCAAGACAGAGAGAAACUUGAAACGGACCAGAUAGAAAAGGAAGACAAAGGCAAAACUGACAGGGAAAAAGAAAAGUAGGAAUCCUAUUUUGUCAGCAAUUGGUUACAAUUUAUGAAGGAGACUUAUUCUAUGAACUGGACUAUUUUGGUAAAUCUUUGCCAAGCCAACUGGUUUUUACCAAACAAAAACAGAACAAUACAUUGUUGAUGCUUCUAACUGUAUACUAUUUUCUAUUUAUUUAUUUUUAGUUUUCAACAUUCACUUUUACAUUAAUUUUUCCUCCUCCCUCUCCUUUCCCUUCGCCAAGAUGGUAUGCAAUCUGAUAUAGGUUCAGUACAGUAACUCUUCACUGAAUAACUGUGAUUCAGUAUUAUAGCAACUCUGAUAAGUGUUGUCUGUUAUGACAGAGAAAAGAAAAAGGCUGCUCAGAAUGGUAGGGACCACGGACUAAGAGAAGUAGAAUUUAAAUUCCCUGGUUUUAAUAAAACAUAAGAGCAGAAUAUUUUUACUUUUGCCUUUGUCUUCUUGUCAUAACAUCCUUGCCAUUCAUUACCCACUCACCAAUCUCAAUCUCUCUCUUUCUUUCUCUGUCUCUGUCUCUCUGUCUGUCUGUCUCUCUCUCUCAAACACACAAACACACACACACCACAUCACACAUGCAAAUUUAUGCAAUUAGGAACAUGUGUACUUAACUUUUUUUUAUUCGUUCUGUUGGAAAAGCAGCAAAUUAAAGUGUUUUACUGAUUCCCUGCAAUGUAAUGAUCAAAGUAGUUGCAGCUGCUGAGAUUUUAGCUCAUGUAUAAGGAAAUUUGAUAUCCUAACUAUUGUGUAUAAAAAUGAUUUCUCUAGUUUAAAGCACUUACCAUUAUUCUAUCUUGCAUCAGGAUGAACUUUUUAUCCCUUAAGGUCCUUAACCUUAAUAGGUAGGCUGCUGACUUUUAUUCGAUAUACCAACUAUUCAACCUAAGCAAUAUAGAGGUUAUGCUCAAAGGUAUUUUGCCCAAUAUCCCAUCUUCCUUAUUAUAUUUCCUCUAUAUUUUAUUUACCCACACCUUCAAAGUGAUGUGAAGAUCUUCACUGCCAUCAUAAAAACACAUACAGUUUUUUGAAGCAAGGCAGCAAUUCCAAAGUCUUUUCUUGACUAUUUUCUAUGAAACCAAAUGCUGUUCCUGUCUACCCUAAAAUACCUCAGAUAUCCCAACUAUAAGUCACUUUGUAACCUUAAUUCUCUUCUUAUCUGCUGGUAUUUCUUAACCAACCUUCAGUUUUCAGCAUGACUAAGAUUUUGUUCCUCAAUGAAAUCCUUGCUGUUAAUUAACUAGAUAUUUGAUACUAUGGUGCAUGUCUUGGCAAAUAGCUAUGACUUGGGCAGAGUAUCACAGACAUCAUGUAUCUACUGCCACGAUGCAGUGCCCUGUAGAGCAUAGGUGAUCUAGAAAUGUUUGUCAACAAGGUCCUUCUCAAGCUUUCACCAGUUAAAAUGAUGCACUCAGUGUCCAUGAAGCAUCGGUGAUCUGCGGACUAUAUAUCAAAAUGUAUGUUUCUCUUACCAAACUAUUGUUAUAUUUCUCUGCUUGCUGCCCAGAACUGAAUUAUCAUACCUAUUAUUCCUUUGGGGAGACUCUAUAUAAAUACACCUUUUAGUCCUCUACCCCUUAUGUUUCUCUACAGUAAAGUUUCUGUCUUGUGAAAUUAUGUAACAAUGAAAUGUUGACUAAUGUGGUAAUCAUAUUCUCUCUAGCCCUCUCCCCCACCAAAAGAAGUCUUCUACCUUGCAUGUAAUUUAUAUUUACUUAACUAUGUGCUUGCUUCCCCCCAAUACAAUGUAAGCUUCCUGAAGGCAAGGUCAUUUUCAUUUUGUCUUUCUGUUCCUAACACAGAGUCUGAUAAAUCAUAUGUGCUUAAUAAAUGUUUGUGAAUUUAAUUGAA
Molecule: messenger RNA, 7571 nt
Organism: Vombatus ursinus (common wombat)
Lineage: Eukaryota; Metazoa; Chordata; Mammalia; Diprotodontia; Vombatidae
Product: sodium channel protein type 2 subunit alpha-like
Exons: 26
Coding region: 231-5720 (1829 amino acids)
Biological process (GO): sodium ion transmembrane transport; neuronal action potential; membrane depolarization during action potential
Cellular component (GO): voltage-gated sodium channel complex; plasma membrane; axon
Molecular function (GO): voltage-gated sodium channel activity
Source: RefSeq, a predicted model, not a curated record